AGAGUUUUCGCCAGAGUGGAAAAAACCAUGCCGGAAAACAACAAAUGGGACCUUUUUAUAGGUCUCUUUAUUGACAAGAAGGAUAUCUUUAAGCGUGAGAUAUUGGUGUAUCAGAGUGAACUCAUAACUGUCCAGCAAUUGUAUCAAGUUCCUGUGGUUCGACAACUAUUUUCCCGAUGGAUCCAAUCACUGGCAGUCAGUAACAAACGCAAUGAGGAUCAGAGCAAGAUGUUCCGGGAGCGCGGGAAUGAGCUGUACAAGAGCAAACCACCCAAGUACAAGGAGGCAAUUGAAUUCUAUACUAAAGCCAUCUACCAUGCACCCAGCAACAGUGUCGAAUUAGCCCUGGCACACGCCAAUCGUGCAGUAGCUCUCAUGGCUGUUAAAUAUUUUCAGGAGGCCUACGAUGACUGCGAGAUGGCAGUGAAAUUUUCCUAUCCCAAGGAGAAUAUUCUCAAGGUGCUGUUCAGGCUGGCGGCAUGUUCAGCUGAAUUGAGAGAUAGGAAUCUACUGCAGAAAGAUAUCAAAUCCAUUGAGAAUGAACUGAAAAAUCACAAAAAUCACAAUCCACACAUCAAAAAAUUGAUGGAGUACAAAACUAAGUUGCAGGAUCUGAAGAAAUUUGUCGAGGAAUUCAAGCAACAGCAAAAACUGCCAUCGAAGAAUAUUGUUGAGAAGUACACGGAUGAGCAGGGACGGUACAUGACGGCGGGUGAGAAAAUAAAGCGCGACGAUGUGAUCAUGAGCGAAAGAGCCUUUGCCUUUGUGCCUGUCUAUGAGAACUAUCCGGACGACACGAUCGACACCGACUGCCAGAACUGUGCCAAAGUCAAUAUCGUCUCCUUUCCGUGCUAUGAAUGCUACAAGGCCACCUAUUGUUCCACAAAGUGUCGCAAAGAUCACGAAGCCAUCCACAGUGUUGAGUGUUUUGGGUACAAGAGGAAUCUAUGGUACUACAUUGGCAUUGCCCAUUUGUCUGUGCGAACCUUCCUCUCGGGCUUCCCGGAAUUGGUGGAGCGCCUGGAGAAUGACACCACCAUCACCACUUUGCCCGAGUUGUGGCGAAAAACACUCGAUCUGUGCAAUGAUGAGAGCUUCCGGUAUGGGCGUGUCUUACGCCUCGUGAGCAACUUUGAGAAGAUGAGUGAAUCCACAGAUUUCAUCCGAUACUCCCUAACAGCCACAAUGCUCACGGUCUAUCUGCGGGAGAAUACCAAGUUCUUCGAUCAACUGCCUCCGGUUUGUGAGAAGAUCUUAGAGAAUCGCUACAAUUGGGAGAUUUUUGUGGGAUCACUUAUAAUGCUCCAUAUGGGGCAAUUGGUGAGCAAUGGACACUCAAUUACAGACCUUCGGACAACGCUGGCAUCAGAAAUCGACUGCCUGGACUCUCACAAUAUGAUGGUUAAGGUGGGAAAGUUGCACUGCUAUGUGAGGAGCACGAGGAUCUUUACGGGGAUCUUUCCACGCAUUAGUAUGCUCAAUCACUCGUGCAAUCCCAAUGUAAGAAACAACUUUGACCGGGAUCAGCUGACACUCAGUGCCACCAGGCCAAUUGCCAAGGAAGCGGAAAUCUUCAAUUGCUAUGGACCUAGCUUCAAGCUUAUGAGUACUGUGGACAGGAGGAAGGGUCUCCGGGAGCAGUACUGCUUCGAGUGCUCGUGCGAAAAGUGCAUUCAAGAGCCUGAGGAUCGGUCAUAUCACCAGUACUACAUUUGCGAAAAGUGCAAAAACAAAAUCUACAUUGACGAGUCGAAGAAUUUUUGGUGGCGAAAUCUCGAGCUGAAGCCCAAGAUUGACUGUGAAUCGUGUGGGCUGAGGGUGAACUUCAGUUGGUUCAAGCUAUUUAUGUCACAUCUGGGGGAAAUUGAGUCAGAGGGCAAAGUUAGCAAUUCCUUUGGGAAAGUCUGUGACAUUUAUGCGUUAACGGAUAAGACUAUGGGCAUCCACAAUGAACUGAGACAAGAUGUAGGCAUCAUGAUUCUCUGUCACUUUAUACCUUUCCUCAGUUCCUAUGUCUCUUUCAAUGAGAAACUCAUGCAAAUUGCCACGGAAUUGCUGAAGCUGAGAGAGGAGAAAUUUGGGAUAUACAGCAUAGAAUUUAUCAUUGCCAGCACUUACCUCCUUGAUCUUAUGGCAUUGCAGAGGAAGCUAAAUCUCAAGACAAAUACUGACUACAGUGUCAGUCAUAUUCGAAAGGCAUUUCAGAUCCUGUCCAAGGACACACAAGCCAUUCUCAACAGCUACAUCAACUGCAACAUUGUGAACUGCACUAGUGACAAGUGACUUCGAGUCUCGAGAGAAGUAUCCUGAGCACAAAUGUGAGCAACAUUUUUCCAAUAUCCAGUUUCAGUUUUUUUUUUAAAUCUACUCUCCUCUAUCUUGACAUACCUUCUUAUCACUUUCCCAUCAAUACUAAAAAUCCCUUUUGGGGAGUGAUUUGUAGAGGGAUUUCUCGGCUUCAUUUUAAAAGUGUUGCUACAGCAGAAAAAAAAGAUAUAUAAAAACAAUUAAUUUGUAAAAAGUCAAUUUGAUUCUUUUGAUAAAAAAUCAUGUGCUGAAUGUAAAAA
Phlebotomus papatasi is the source of this 2567-nucleotide messenger RNA. RefSeq names its product SET and MYND domain-containing protein 4-like. Gene Ontology annotation, molecular function: protein binding. The transcript has 7 exons. Bases 28 to 2283 code for a protein of 751 amino acids. NCBI's taxonomy places the organism in Eukaryota, Metazoa, Arthropoda, Insecta, Diptera, Psychodidae. The record is from RefSeq and is a predicted model, not a curated record.